Molecule: messenger RNA, 3706 nt
Organism: Physcomitrium patens
Lineage: Eukaryota; Viridiplantae; Streptophyta; Bryopsida; Funariales; Funariaceae
Source: RefSeq, a predicted model, not a curated record
AUAGGUCAAAUGAUAUUGAAUGAUUGUAUUCUUAAGCAACAAUUCAUUUUAUUUAUUUUUUGUUUAUUACAUUGUCGACUUGAUGCUUCAAUCAGAAAAGUUUUGAGCGUCUGAAGGAUAUUUAUUAAUGGAUAACGUAUUGAUAGCUCAAUCGAUAGCUCAGAGCAAGGAAGGAAAAUCCGAAGUUCUAUCUAAGAAUCCAGUUGGGCCAUCUCAAUUAGCCCAUCAAUUGUUUUUACAAUACAUGGAAACUUUAAGGCCAGAUCAGAAAAAUUACGACGUCAAACUCGAAACGCAAAAAUAUCAUGUUUGGUCAAAGAAUGCCCAGAAAACCUACCACUAGACGCAAGUGGUUCUAAAAGAUAUUUUCCCCUCAGAAUGACACAAAUCAAUACAAAUUUUGUUCUUUCAUCUUCGGAUUAUCACACAUCGAUUCACGUAGUUACACCGUCCACAACGAAGCUGAUGAGGUUACUGUUUUGUCUGUUACAAAGUAUGAAACUUGUUUUUACCAUUGAUAGGGUGGGGUGUUUUGAACCCAGUUAUGAAGGUCUUCAUAGUUCGGCGUUGAAGACAAAAGAACAAAACAAAAGAAAACAAAAUUUUAAAUAAAAACUAAUAUGUAAGAGGGUAUAAAUUCUAAUACACUGAAGAACUGAACUAAAAUGGAUAUUUCGGAACGAAAGCAAAGUAAACCUUACACAAGCCGCCCUGUGUUCCUGGGCAAUUCCACGAUGCAGCUGUUUCUUAACAAAAGAUCCAGCAACUUAGAAACUGGAGAGAAGGAACUUUGCAGUUUCGUCUCCGAGAUGGUGGAGUAUACGAAACCACUUCACCACCGACAGCAAUGCUUUGAAAAACCCGCGGAGGGAAUAUUCGGACCAGGGAUCGAACAGUACGUUUAUCCCGAAGAUCUGCAAAACCUGGAUCUCACGAUGAGCCGAGCUCACAGUGUGCGAGAAUCCAUGUUUGGGCCUGAAAGCAAGUACCCAGUUGAGCAUCUACACAGAGAGGAUGAGAUGUUUCCGGAAAUGCCUGAAGAGAAAGACGUUGUUGAGAUUGUGAAAGAACGACUGGAUCGUUUGAGAAAACCUUACGAACCUGAAGAGGUUGUGGAAGGGGUCGGCGAUGUCUUGAUCUGGUACAAGACAAGCCCGACGGAUGAGACGCUGUUGCUGCUGAGAGCACAUUCCCGAAUGCUGAGCAAGUACUGCAACGCGUUUGAGUCGCUGUUGGAAUCGGAGAUGAGGGACAUGAGUUUACGGGAAUAUCUGGAUCGGCAGUUUCUGCUGACAAGAAAAUUUGAUGAAAGCAGUGUGAGCACAGAGUAUGAGGCGGAGCCUUCGCUUGGACGCUGCAACCUUCGACAUCCCGAGAAACCAGUCGUGGUACCACAAACCGUCGCCGAAGCCUUUCUUGACUUCUGUGAAGCACGAAACAAUGCGUCGUUGCCUCCGCCAUCCGGGUUGCCAGUAUUCACUAGCGAUGAACAGAUACUGCAGCAGAAGAUAUAUCAGGGCGCUACUGACAUCGUGAAAGAAAGCCGCAGGCUAGUUGACGAAAUGCAGAAUUUGGACCUUCCGCUAGAGCUUGGAGAACAGUUUGAGAAAUUCGCUGGAAUUGUGAAACAAUGUAUUCCGGUCACUCCAGACACUGGAGAAUCAGAUCACAAACCCGAAGAAGAGGAAAGGACUUCAGAGCCUUAUCAACGAACGAUCCGCAUCAGUUUCGCCGAUUGUGCUCCCCCAGGAUGGGAAAGACCCUCGGAGCGAGACAGUGUCAUAAAUCCCCGUCGAAGCACGUUAUCAAGGCGUGACAGUCAUGCCUAUGCAGCCCUUCAGGACGACACCCUUGUGAAAGAUGGAAAGGCGAUUCGAGCCAGUGAAGCUGAAUCUAUGCUGGUGGGUGGAGUGUUACCGGAAGAACACCGGCCCGAUCCAGCUUCCGAUGCAAAUCUAACGACAGAAAGUUGGACGCGGGGAAGCCUUCGAAAAGGGAGUAAACUACGCGAAAGUUUGCUGCGUGGAAUGCUCAUUGGGUCACAAAUUGACGCUUCAAAGGAAGAAGUAGAACCCAACGUAGGCAAAGCGGAGGAAGAACUAGUCGAAGAAAGAACACACGAAGAACGGACGUUCUUCGCGGAUUUCCUCGACACAUUGCCAUCCACGCCCUCCGACUCAGAACCCACAAUCGAGCCUCCGAAGCCACCUCCCACGUACGGUCUCAAAAAGACCGGAUGGGCGGCCUGCGGAGUCCACGCCGUGAUGGAAUACAUGUACACAGAGCGGUGCCACAUCCCGUGCGCCGACCUCCCUCACGUGUUCCACGUCGCAAACGAGCUUCUCCUCACCGACAUCACCGAAGCCAUCACACUGAUCCCGCUGGUUUCGUGCCUUCGCACUGCGCUGAUGUCGGAGGCGAACCGAGCGGCUCUGCUGGAAUUGUGCAUCCUUGGCGAUUCCGCGGAACGUCCAGAUUUGAGAACACUUAAGAAGAUGUGCGAGUCGUUUGAAUAUGGUUCCUGCUUGGAGCGGUUGCCGUAUACCUUCACUCUGCACACCGGCUACAUUGUCGGUAGAAAGUACGAAUUCCUCGAGGAAGGCUUCUUCGAAUAUGACCUCAUUAAGGUAAACGUGCUGCGGAUUCCUCAACCUACGAUGAAAGUGUUCAAUAGAAUAGUUGAGCAGGCGCACCAUUUUGUUAUUACCAAACCACAUUCGGAAUGGGUUGAUACGAAAGCUAGAAUUGAUCCCUCCACGCAUAAUCCCCAUAAGCUCAACAUGAGCAUAAAUAGAAACCGGGAUAAAGGAUGGUUCAUAACUGUAUUCGGACCAAACAUUGCGGAGGAGUGUUACAAUUUCUACAAACACAUUCAAAACUGGACUCAUAAGCCCAUGCAGUUGGAAACUUUCAGUAUCCGGAUGUGCAUGGGUUUUCUUGUUUGUCCAAUCAUGCAAACUUUAAUUGCUAAGUCUUUUCCAAAAGAAGUGAAAGUGGAAGAAGUUAGAGGAGGUGGCCAUUUCAUUGGGGGAGAGAUACAUGGAAAUUCGUUGAUCUUUUCUGGAAAGCCACAUCAUUUGUUAGCGGCUGCAAUAGCCAUCCCUCCAAAUUUCAUGGGAAGAACAUCUUUUCGAGUUUCUUUUCCUUCGAAGCCAACCUUCAUCAAAAUCUUUUCCGUGGCUCAAAAGUUUGGAGUGGAUCUUGAGAUGAAUUGUGUCUAUUUACUGAAGAAUCUGACAAACAUCAUUCACGCUCUUGAAUUUUUCAUCAACGUUUCUGAUGAAGCAUUUAUCCCUUGGGAUGUGCCUCGAGAGAUCAUAGAGCUAGUCGCACCUUCUGACCCAUUCUAGAUGCUGUGAAAUCGAACUUUGGAAUUGUUAAUUUUUCUAUCGAUUAUUUUGAUUUCUUUACUUGAAUGUAGGGGAAAAUUUUGUUCGAAGAACUAGUGUUUAGUUUGCAUCAUUCUGUAUAUGCGACACCAAAUGAUCUGUAAAAAAACUUUUAAACACUCGAACUAAUUUUACAAAAUAAUAGUCAGAGAUACAUAAUUUAUAUAUUAGAAUUGAGUAGUAAGUUUUGAUUGCUUCACAGCCUCUUUGUUGUGUCUGUUGAUGCUGUUCACUGUCUAUCGAAAUGGCUAUCGUAAUUCUGAAUACAACUUGAGGAAGCUCCUCAGAGUAUUUAUGCUACGUGCUACGUGUUUAUA